Molecule: messenger RNA, 1614 nt
Organism: Stylophora pistillata
Lineage: Eukaryota; Metazoa; Cnidaria; Anthozoa; Scleractinia; Pocilloporidae
Product: piggyBac transposable element-derived protein 4-like
Source: RefSeq, a predicted model, not a curated record
AUGGCGGCAAGACAAGCAAGAACAUAUACAGCAGAGGAAGUUGCUAGGAUUGUCAUGGAUGUUCCCGAGGAUAGCGAUGUCUCUGACUUCGAGGGGGAAGAAGGAGAUCAAGAAAGCAAUAUGGACGGGGGGCAGCACGGCCCUAUUACUCUUCUGGAAGCUGACUUUGAGCCAGUAAAUUUUUUUAGUCUUUUAUUCCCUGAAGAACUCUGGGAUAUUUUAGUAGAACAAACAAAUCUGUAUGUUGCCCAGAAACAAAGAAAAACUUGGCUCUGUGACACAAAUAAAGAUGAGAUGAAAGCAUUUGUUGGUGCCCUUUAUUUCAUGGCUUUACACAGACUGCCCAAUUUUGAUCAUUACUUUUCUCGGGAUUGGGUAUUUGCUGUUCCUGCAAUGCAAAGUGUUUUUACCAGGAACCGAUUCUGGCAACUGUGGCAGAAUUUUCAUUUGGCUGACAACACAAGGCAGCCUGCUCCUACUGAUGAUGCCUAUGAUAAGCUCUACAAGUUAAGGCCCAUGAUCAAUGGAAUGAAAGAAAAAUUCGAGCAUUCAUACAAUAUUGGCCAGAAAGUUUGUGUUGAUGAGCACAUGGUAAAGGGAAAAGGGAGAAAUCCUUUCAAACAGUACCUUCCCAUGAAACCAAUCAAAAGAGGUACAAAAAUCUGGGAAUUGGCUUGUUCAUGUUGUGGAUACCUUUAUGAUUUCCAGGUGUACACAGGGAAAUCUGGUGGAAAUGCUGAAAAAGGUCUAGCACAUCGGGUUGUUACUGACCUAGUUGCGCAACUUCAGGACAGAGGAACUGUAUUGUACAUUGACAAUUUCUUUACCAGCAUUCCCCUUUUGCAAGAGUUGAGUGAGCUAUCAAUCAGUGUUGUGGGAACAAUAAGAAAUAAUCGAAAAAAUUACCCAAAGGCUUUGCAGGGUAAAAACUUACUAAAACAAAUGAAGCGUGGUGAAUUUCAUACUGUGGCAUCUGAAACAACAGUUUGCACAGUGUGGAAAGAUACCAAACAUGUUUCUUUUUUAACAAAUGUGCACUCUUCUCAUGGCAAUUGCACAAUCACCAGAAAACUGAGAAGAGGUGAACAGUUAAAUUUGCCCUGCCCGCCAUGUGCAGUUGACUACAAUAAGAACAUGGGUGCUGUCGAUCGAAAUGAUCAAAUGGUGCGCAAUUAUGCUAUUGAUCGCAAGUCCAGGAGAUGGUGGGUGAGAAUGUUUGUUAACUUUUUGGAUGCAAUUAUGGUCAAUGCAUACAUUGUGUACAAGGAAAAUUUCCGAAUUAUGAACAUGCCACCUCCACAAAAACCCCCAAAGCCAUUGUCCCAUGACAAAUUUAUGGCUGGUGUCAUCCACAAGCUGAUUGGAAAUUUUUCUUGCCGACGUCAGCCUGGCCCAGCACCAGCCAUGCCUCCCCCUCCAUUUCAUGGAAGGGACCAUGAUUCUGUCAAUCUUGCUGACCUGGGGCUCCUGAAGUUUGGAAGAUGUCACCACUGUUGCAUUGGAGUGAAAGGAGCAAAGCGAAAGGAAACUGGCUUUGGCUGCAGAUCUUGCAUGAAACGUUUAUGCCGUUCUGGUUGUCAUGAAGAAUACCACAGGCAGAACAAUAUCUUCUAA